CAAUCCUAAUAUAGGCAUUUAAUUUGAUCCCCCUACCUAUGAAUCCUGCUAAGCGUCUGGCACCGGACGGUGACGAAACUCUGGGGCCCAAUGGGACCUUUAAUAACGAGAAUUCCGUGCAAGAGUUUGAAUCUAAAUGGCGCCAAGUAAGAGCAUGUGCUCGAUGUCAUCGGCUCAAGAUGAGAUGCUCAUACAUUGACCCCACACAUAAAUCAUGUAAACGUUGCUUUGCGAUAGGGGUGGAGUGUUCUCCUGACGAAGACCCGACCGCUAGAUAUGCGAAAAAGAAACGUACUAGCGCCGCAGCUUCUUCGACUACUGCUACUGAUCUUAAGUCUGUGACACCUCUGGAGAUGAAUGAAAAGGAGCUAUUAGCCAAGCUUGAUUCAUUGACCUCAUCACACCAAGAAACAUUGAGAGUCUUUGAGAGAGUCCAACAAGGAAAGUCUGUGCAGCUGAGUGCUCCUCUUCAAAGUUUACAGACUCUACGUCAAAACCUAACAAUUGCUUCUCAAAAGGUCAAUGACAUUAUCCAGAAAUCUAACUCAGAUAUUUCUACCAACUAUAAUAGUAGUCUUCAUCAUAGCAAUGCGGGCUAUGCGGGCUAUUACCAAGGAGAGCCUCGAUAUCCUUUCAUUCCAUAUACCCAAAACAUUGCCAAAGAGCUCGUAUCUACCCACAAGCUUCUUGAUCUCUCAGAGGCUAAGGUAAGAUUUGAGUUCUUCAUUAAUGAAAUGCUCCCAUAUUAUCCCAUAGUUUCAUUUUCUAAGAAGCUGUCUAAUUUUGAGUAUCUUUUUGAAACUGGGCCCCUUCUUCUUCUUGCCUGUAUCACAGUCACCACCAUUCAUGAUAAUGGAUUUUCAAAGUCAACUUCUCAUAAUAAAUCAUUACAAGAUUUGCUUAAUUACUAUCUUGAGAGAUUCAUAUCACACCGAGUUUAUAUACAAUCAGAUGGGUUUGGUAUCCGUUUAAUUCAAGUUUGUUUGGUUCUUUCGACAUGGAGCCCUCCGCCAAAUAAAUUGGGACACUUUAAGAACCUGGUAAAUUUACUUAUGGGUCUCAAUAUUUCGUUAUGUAUUGGACUUGGAGAUCCUCAUACCACGUACGCUGGUUCCAUUUCUGAUGAUGAAUCUGAUGAAAGAAAUGAUUUGAGAACUUUCAUUAGCGUUUAUUGUAAUUGUGGGUCUUUGGGACUUUCUUUAUCAAGAUUCAAACUUGUAACUUGGUCUGAUAACCACCACAUAGCCGUGGAGAAGUUAUCUAAAUUAAUGGACAAUCGUGGAGAUAGGUUUCUAGUUUAUUAUGCAAGGUCCAUCAAGUUGGGACAGGAGAUCUACCAAGCAUUAGCAAUUGACUCACAAGGUGGUGUAACAAACAAUCAACAACACCAUACAACACCUUCAAUACUGUUAAUAUCACAACUGUCUACACUCCCACUAUCUAAAUUAGUAUUUAUUGCUGAAAACUAUGAACAACAACUCUAUCAACUACUUACAGAAAGUGGAUUCCUAUCUACAGAUACGUCAUCCAAAUAUUCUAGAGAAGCUUACCUUUUAUCAAUAAUGUACUACCAAAUUCUUUUGGCUAUGUAUGAUAAGCUACUCUGUGUCCAUUUGGCUGAGUAUGAACGACAUAAUCAAACAUCUGAAAGAUCCAUGUAUCCAGAUGAUCCAAUGUACAUCAACCUCACAACAAAACUCAUCACCAUUUGUGAAAAUAUGUUGGAGUCUUAUAUUCAAUUAAACGUCAAAGAAACCGUCAACUAUCCGACAUUUGUAUAUUAUCGACCCAUGCAUGCAAUCGUGCUACUUAUACGAACGAGACUUCUUAUCAAGUCCCAAGCUGCAAUCAGAAUGAAUCCAGAUAUUGGGAAUAUCAAGAUAAAUGUGGAGCAUUAUUAUGAAAAAAUCUCUGCCAUUAUUUCAGAUAAUCAGAAACGAUUUUGUCUGGAUAUUAGUCUUGCUAUGAAAGAAAUCCUCACCAAAAUUGAACGUUGGAUCAAAGUAUCUGAAGAAUAUACCACCACAUCUUCCCCGGCAAUGGGUAUCAAUGAUAGUCGGAAAUCCACGCAUAGGAGUAGUUUGUUGAUUAACUUGAUGGAUCGAAGUAAACAUCAAGAGAUCGAGGCAUUGGAAGUGCCACAUGAUGUAGAGGUUAAAACUGAGAAUAACACGUAUCUGAUACAGCCACCAGUAACCACUUCAGAUGCACAACAUUCUUUGGUCCCUAUAGAUUCACAACCACCACAUUCCAUCCAAGAACUUUUCCAGGAAAUCGACUUAGAUAUCAUGAAUUACCUUAACCUUUUGGAAUCCAAUAGUAAUGCUGAUGGUGGUAUGGGUGGAACCACCUCUCUCGCAGCCGUUGGACAACCCUCUGUGGAUGCACCCACGGUCGCUGCAGAUUCAUAUUUUGCAAAUUUCUUUUCAUCAGCGAGUGGAAGCUUACCAGACUUAUCUUUUACUCCAUUCCCACCGCAGAAUGAUACAAAUAAUAAUUUAUAAAGGUUUGCAA
Molecule: messenger RNA, 2514 nt
Organism: [Candida] anglica
Lineage: Eukaryota; Fungi; Ascomycota; Pichiomycetes; Serinales; Debaryomycetaceae
Source: the annotation of a GenBank genome assembly